GCCUGGCACACUGUGUCGCGUGUCGCGCCUCUUGAGAGGAUCUGCCUGCCUCGACCCCAGUCCUGAGGAGUGGUUUGGGAAAGCAGCCAUGGGUAGUUGAGCUCAGACAGCGAGAGAUCAGAGGACUAUAGCGACAGUGGACUGCCGAGCUCGACAGUGUGUGAUCAGAGGAGGAAUGCAAUAAUGCUGGUGUUUUUUUGCUGCAUGCAAGCAUGCCCAACUGUGGGAUUUUAAGCGGAUGUGCUCAGGCCUGUGCCUGCGCAUGCUUCCGCGCUGAAUGCCCAAUCGCCGCUUGCAGGUGUUGGCUUCGUCUGUGCCCACAAUGUUGGCGCCAUACCUUUCCCCAAUACCCUAACAGUUAGGAUGUGUGAAGACUGUGGACCACUUAUUUAUUUGAUGUAUGUCCUGGAGUCGAAUGAAGGCGAGCACUUCGAUUUUGCGAGCACUGCGUGGGUAGAACAGCAUCUGUUCUGGUCGCUUACAAAUGAGGGUGAAUGCUCAGAAAGGCAAUGUAUUGCCCUGACGUUUCGUGCCAUUAUUAAGGAAUGUAUGGAUUAUGUUUGGCAGUCAUCACUAGGAGUGAUGCUGCUCUGUAUUUUGGCGGAUUGCGUACAAACGCAGUCACGUGCGUAAGGAUGGCAAGCUGUGCAGAGCAAAGUACCAGACCAAAUGUCCGAGAAGGAAAAAUAAUGCCGCGCAAUCAACUGAUGAUUUGCUGCUGGUUGCUUUGUUUUGCCUUUGAUUCAUGGACUGUCACACUCAGCGUUGGCGCAGGUCUGUGACCAUGAAGCUCAUGCAGAUGCUUUAAUAAGAACCGGAACCAGUGCCCAAUAUUCCUGGGGCUGUGAUUUUCUUGAAGCGUGCCGUCCUUUCCACGUCGAUGUGGUGUGGUUUUUAAUUCUAUUCUAGUCUCAAGUAAGGAGUCAUGUUGUCCUUGUCACACAGUGGUGUGUACAUAAGAUGAAUUCUAAAAGGUAGCUGUCUUUGUAUUUGCAGUGCUCUCUUUGUGGGUCAGGUUCCACUGUGAGUGCCACGCCAAAUCUUCUUAGGACAUUUCUUUCGUGCAGAUGCUGAUGGAGUAGCCAUGGCAGAGCUUUAUCUAUUUUAUUUAAGCAUAUGACUUACACGGUAGUGGACAUCAUUUACUUUACAAUCAAAUGAGUCUGCUGAGGCCUAUGAAGGCCAGCAGGAGUCACUCUUGUUUGAUUUUCCUGAAGUAUCUUUGGAGGAAUGAAGCGAGUGUAAAGAAUUCUCACCA
Molecule: messenger RNA, 1258 nt
Organism: Coccomyxa subellipsoidea C-169
Lineage: Eukaryota; Viridiplantae; Chlorophyta; Trebouxiophyceae; Coccomyxaceae
Exons: 1
Coding region: 364-633 (89 amino acids)
Source: RefSeq, a predicted model, not a curated record